Molecule: messenger RNA, 1447 nt
Organism: Lactuca saligna
Lineage: Eukaryota; Viridiplantae; Streptophyta; Magnoliopsida; Asterales; Asteraceae
Source: the annotation of a GenBank genome assembly
AUGUGGCGGAAUCACCGAUUAAUCGGCAACUACACGAAAACCGCCAUCAUGCUCUUCAUUCCAUCAUUCUCUUCUUCUCAGACCCUAACUCUCAGAUCACUGCGAACCCUCAUCGCGCUCGCCUCAAACCCUAUUGCUCUCCUCACACCGCCGCAGUUACCACAUCAGCCCUUAGGGGUUCAGCCGCCGCGCUCUUCACUAACCCUAAGUCUAUGCCGAUUCUCACAUUCUUCUACAUCCUCUCCGAUUCCAACGACUGCUCGUGAUUUUUUCGGCUCUAGUUCGAACUAUAUAGGGGAGGUUGAGGAUUCCGGCGAUGAUUUUGUGACUGACGAGGACGUUAAGCCGCCCAUUUCUGUUAGGGCUUAUUUCUUCUCUACCAGUGUGGAUUUGAGAAGUCUGGUGGAACAGAACAGACCUAAUUUUAUCCAGCCUACAUCACGCAUGACUAAUUACAUUGUAUUGAGGUUUGGCAGCAACAAGCCUGAGUAUAUUGGUUUGGGUUCGAGUUUAAGUGGGAGUGAAAGCAGCUACAUGGUAGUCUUUCAGUAUGGCUCCAUUGUCUUAUUCAAUGUCCGUGAUCAUGAAGUCGAUGGGUAUCUGAAUAUUGUAAAAAAUCAUGCUUCAGGAUUGCUCCAAGAGAUUAGAAAAGAUGAGUAUGAGGUGAAAGAGAAACCAAGUUUGGACACAUGGAUGCAAGGUGGGUUGGAUUUUAUAAUGCUGCAGUAUUUAAACAUUGAUGGGAUUCGUACAAUUGGCAGUGUUUUAGGUCAAAGUAUAGCUCUCGAUUACUAUGUUCGCCAGGUUGAUGGGAUGGUUGCAGAAUUCACUGAUAUAAACCGUGGCAUGGAAAAAACUGGAACUUUCACCAUGAAAAGGAAAAAGCUUUUUCAGUUAGUGGGGAAGGCAAAUUCAAAUCUUGCUGAUGUCAUACUUAAGCUCGGACUUUUUGAGAGAUCUGAUAUUGCAUGGAAGGAUGCGAAAUAUGCACAGAUAUGGGAGUAUUUAAGAGAUGAAUUUGAGUUGACUCAGCGAUUCGCGAGUUUGGAUUUUAAGUUGAAGUUUGUUGAGCAUAAUAUUCGGUUUCUUCAAGAGAUUUUGCAGAACAGGAAAUCGGAUUUUUUGGAGUGGUUGAUUAUAAUACUGAUAGGUGCUGAAAUUCUUAUAUCUGUUUAUGACAUUGCUCAUAAAUCUGUCACAUCCCUAUAGAACAUUAGUGUAUAUAUGGGUGGAAAUGGCUAAAUUAUUGAAGUGUGUGACUUGGGAGUUGAUGUUUGUUAUAUAUAUUUACAAAGAGAAUAAAUAUUAAGCUCCAUGUUCAAGCGUGGAUGAUGGAUGCAUUUAAACAAAAUGCCCACUAGAAUGAACUUGGAUAAAUGAGGGAUUUUGUUGUUAACUUUAAUAAAUCACAAAUAAUGUUCGAAUCAAGACAAUUUAUGAAAGAAGC